AUGCCACACGUCAUGAGUCAUGACGAUUAUAAGAGUUACCUUUUACGAUUUAAAUGGAAAAUAAAACAAAAUCUUGCAGUUCAAAAAAGUCUUCAUGACCAUGAAAUGGGAGAAAAAAACACUUUCUGGGUUGGUUUGGUUCUCAAUUUAAUUACUCAAUCAACGUUAGACGUUAUUUGA
Molecule: messenger RNA, 180 nt
Organism: Clunio marinus
Lineage: Eukaryota; Metazoa; Arthropoda; Insecta; Diptera; Chironomidae
Source: the annotation of a GenBank genome assembly